UUGGUUUCGCCGAAUCGGUCAGUCUGGCCCCGAUAACGCUGUUUAUUAUGUUAAUUAUAGUUGUCGCGAUCGUUUACCGAUCGGUUGCGUAUUAUCGACAACCUACGAAACGCAUUGUGAUCCUAUGUUAACUAGUGUGAACGACGAUCGUAUGUAAACUGUGCUUCCGUGAGUCUUAACAUGGAUUUAAAUACACUGCUCCAGCCAAAUCGCCUAUCAAUUUUUUCAUUAGGAUAUUUUUUGGGUCCUGAUUUUUCUGAUGAGGAACGGAAAUUGGCUGGGAAGCAGGGCGAAAUCAUUUUUAAACAUUUUGGUGUGAUUCCUGGCGAUUUUGAUGUUCCCGGAUGUCAUUGUGGUGAACCAUUGUAUCGUGUCACGGAUGCAACCAGGAAACUUGGUUACCGUUUUAAGUGUGUGAACGGUCACAGAUUGAACCCGACUAAAAAUACAUUUUUAGAAUAUGUUCAUACGGCUGGAGAGUUAGGUUGUCAUAAAAUCAUCCAAAUGAUUUAUUUGUGGGUGGCUAAAGCCAAUACAACGACAAUCCAACAGGAAGUUAAAGUGUCUACAGAAACGGUGGUAGCCUACACUGAAUACUUCAGAGAUGUUGCUUUAAAAAUAGCAUACCAUGAUUUUGAGCAAAUCGGUGGAAGAAAUGAUAUUGUGGAAAUCGACGAAACUCAUUUAUUUCGGGCAAAAUACAAUGUUGACCGGCAAAUGGCGUGGAGUGCCGUUUGGUUGUUUGGUAUGAAUUUUAUUGUUUUAAUAAAAUAUAAUUUAUCACAGUAA
Acyrthosiphon pisum (pea aphid) is the source of this 789-nucleotide messenger RNA. RefSeq lists its product as uncharacterized. Bases 181 to 789 code for a protein of 202 amino acids. Lineage: Eukaryota; Metazoa; Arthropoda; Insecta; Hemiptera; Aphididae. The transcript has 2 exons. The record is from RefSeq and is a predicted model, not a curated record.